CGGACUCCCAGCGGACCAAACAGCUCAGCGGGACCUCACUACGGCGGCUCAAACAUCGCCACAUCCUCGGAUACACCCGGAUAGCGCACGCCGUUACCCCUUCCCCACGUCUCCCCGGUUGUUUGGAUUACCACCGGAGCGUAUUUGGGCUUGAUUGGGGCAGCGGGGAUAGUCACACAGGUUUCGAGUUUGGAGUUUUUAACCGCCGCCGUUGCUGCUGCUGUUAGCCGUUAGCCUGUAGCCACCACCACCGGGACGCGACACAAAAUUGGGUUUAACUUCUCUUUCGCGGUGUUGUUUUGCAUAAUCCCGUCACGAUGCGGUGGUUUUUGCGAGGUUUAAACACGUGGCCUGCGAUUAGCAUAGGCUGACAAACAUUUUAGCCUGAAUUUUGCCUGGUGCGUGUGCGUUUUUUCCCGUUUAUCCAUCGCUGAUUUUGGCACCGUUUUAAGUGGACUUCAGCCCGGGGGUGGUGCGUUUGCUUCCCCCAUUUUCCGUGGCAUAAAAAGCCCUCAUUGAUUCGGGGUUUGGAGUUGUUCAAAAACUUGGGUCAAAGGUUUUUUUUUCUACUUUUUGGAGUUUUUUUUUCCAGCGCUGUGGAAAAAUGGAUGCGGGAAUAGAGAAAGAAUGCAGCGCCUUGGGAGGGCUCUUCCAGCUCAUCAUGAACGAUAUGAAGGCCAGUUAUCCCACGUGGGAGGACUUCGUAACCAAAGGAGCCAAACUGCAGUCACAGCUCAGGACGACCAUCUUGGUGACGGGAGCAUUUUUAGAUGCAUUUCAGAAAGUGGCAGACAUGGCGACUGGAACAAGAGGAGCGACGAAAGAGAUCGGAACCGCGCUGACCCGGAUGUGUAUGAGGCACCGAAGCAUCGAGUCCAAACUCAAACUGUUUACAACGGCUCUGUCCGAAAGCCUCAUCUCUCCUCUGGAGCAGAAGAUGGAGGAGUGGAAGAAAGUGGCUAGUCAGCUGGACAAGGACCACGCUAAAGAGUACAAAAAGGCUCGAGCUGACAUAAAGAAGAAGUCCUCCGACACCAUCAAACUGCAGAAGAAAGUCAAGAAAGGUAAAGACGAGGUGCGGGGGCAGCUGGACAGUGCCUUACAGGAUGUGAAUGUGCGUUAUGCUGUUCUGGAGGAGACGGAGAAGAGGGCCGUGCGUAAAGCUCUGAUAGAAGAACGCGCCCGAUACUGCAGUUUUGUCACCAUGCUCAAACCUGUGCUGGACCACGAGAUCAACAUGCUCGGAGAGGUGACCCAUCUGCAGACCAUUCUAGAGGACCUUAGCAGCAUGACAGCCGAACCACACAAACUGCCUCCUGCCAGUGAACAGGUGAUUUUGGACCUGAAGGGCUCGGACUUUAACUACACGUAUCAGACCCCUCCAGCUUCUCCCAGUGGCUCUUUGUCUCGGAAAAGCAGCAUCGGCAGUAAUUACCAGUGUGGGUCAGUGAGGCAUGUCCCCUCUCUGGACUCCAUCAGCUGUGCAGUGGACGGCCUUCACAUCCAGGACUCGAUGGGUUCAACCAAUCAGCUGUGUUCUACCGGAGGAGGAGGUGUAGCUACAGAGAAUGGUCUUUUGGCUCCUCCCCACAACGCAUACAGCCAUCCAGGAGAGAGGGCCCGGGCCAUGUCAGCCUCUGGGAAGUCUUCAUGUUCUGCCCGGGAGCAGCUGGCGUUGACGUUGGGAGCGCUUCAUUCAGACACCUCGAGGAGCAGCAGGGACUCGCUGCACUGCUCCAGUGGAUACAGCACCCAGACCACCACCCCGUCCUGCUCCGAGGACACCAUCCACUCACAUGUUGACUACGAGUCAAUCUCUCUCCAUGGCGACGUGGACUCAGUUUCCCUGCACCACCUGCACCACGGCUUCAGCCAAUCAGACUUCGACAAAUCCUCCACCAUCCCACGCAACUCCGAUCUCGGUGUUCAGUUCCGCAAGUUCGCCCAGUCCAAACGCCCUGCCUCCACAGUCAGCCUGUUGGCAGAUGGAGAGAUGAUCGGCGGCUCGCACACAGCCACCAUUCGCCGGAAGCCCUCAUCCAAACCAUCCUACCGCAGGGGCACUAUCAGUGGAGGAGUGCCCAUUCCGAUAUCCACUCCACAAGUUCCACUAAAGGCGCAACUCAGCGAUGAAAACCUGCCCGGCGCUCCCUCUGGUGGCGUCUUGGGGCAUAACAAGCUCUGCACUUCGACCCAAAGCUUAAGCACAUUACCGUCAAGCCACCAUCCGGCAGCCAACGUAUCACCAUACUAUCAGCUAGUCCCGGGGCAAAUGCCAAUUCCAGUGCCCGUCCCGACCAUACCGGAGAACAACCAAGCGAAGCAACAGCAAUUUGUAAAGCAGUUUCAGCAAAAUCAGCUAGCGCAAAAUCAGCUAGUGCAAAAUCAGCAGGCACAAAAUCAACAGCCGCAAAAUCAAUCCUACGGGCAACAUCAAACGUACGUGCAGGCAAAAUGUCCGCCACAAGUUCAUCAGAAACCACCGCUUCCCCAUCACCUGCAGCAUCUCCAAGCACAGCAACUUCAAAACCAAGCGCAAUUUCAACAGGUUUAUCAUCAAGAAAUGUAUCAGCAAGAAAACACAAACCUGUACCCGCACAACAUCCCCAACCACCCGCAGAUGCCAGCCCCACAGCCACCACAGUACGCCGCCUAUCCGAAUCUAACCCAACAGCAAAGGCAGCAGCUGUACCACCAUCAGAACCACCAGCAGAACCAGAACCACCAGCAGAACCAGACCCUGCCAGCGACGCUAUCCCAGGGACAAGGCUCCAUUUCAGGGCAAAGUGGCGGCAUCGAGACCCAAGUACCACCGCAAUCGUCCAAUCAGAACCAAGAGCAAGACGAAGAGGAAGAAGAGCCCAGACCAGGAGCUAUGGUAUCUAUGAUCCGUAGUGUCAAACUAAGGCGGACGAUAACCGACGAUAGGUCCGCCCCCAUGCUUCCGCCACCGCCGGCCAAUCACAAUUGAGGGGUUCAGCUCACUUCCUGGUCUGACUUUGAAAAGGAAACUGAAAAAAAGUGUUGUGCUUUAUUUCAAUUGCCUUUAUCUUUAUUGUUUGCAAAAUAUUUUGUUUUGAACGAGUCUUAUCUAUUUGACGAACUGUUAAUUAUUAUGUUUUUUCCUUUAGUGCUUCUUAAAUUGUGGGCGGGUAAUUAUUUAAAAUUUGUACAAAAUCGCUCUACUCCAAUACAAAUUUAAUAUUUUUGGAAUUUCAAAUUGGCUCAAAUAUAUUUGGAAGAGUGAUUUUGUCCACACAUUUAGUAACAUCCAUUGCUCUUCAGUUUUGGGUGCGUUUGAUAUUGUGCAGAUGCUGGUCCCAGGUGGGCGGGGUUUAAACUCCACUGUGGUUGAACCAUGUUUGUGUGGAGGAUUUUUAGUUUAGUUUUUUUCCCUUAUGACUUUACUGUAACGGUACAAGAAAUGUGUCAACCCCUUUUCCACCAAAGAAACUUAGAUGCUUAUUAUACUUGAAAGGGCAAACAAAUGCCUCCGUUUUGCCUCAUUUUCCUUAUAUAGCGCCCCUUAUGUUUAUGAACCAAGCCCAAUAGAGCUCGACAUUUUUCCCAUAGAUUUUUUUGAAAAUUCUAAUUUUAAAAAAAGUUAAAAAGCACAACAGAGGCUAACAAGCUAUGUGACUAAUCCUUAAUCCCUUAUUUUCAGUCCAAAAAAUAAAAUUAAAACCUAAAAUUCUGCAAAUAGUUUUGAUAACUAAGUGGUUUAUAGUUUCAGAAACAGAUUUAACAUAAAAUCUUAGUUCUUUUGAUCAUUACUUACCACAUAGCCCGAGUGAGCUUUCAAACAGUUUAAUAUUUUUUAUGAGAAAAAUUAAUGUGAAAUUUACUUCAGAGCCAAGCGGUGGGUGGUCACUGUUAUGCGCCAUAAGUACUCACUAGGAUUUACUUUUGUUAGAGAUUUUAAGGACACAGGGUCUGUUGCGUUUGGCUUAUCCCUGAGAUGGCCAACAGGGAGAAAUGAAAAAAGUUUUAUUCACUCAUAACUACAUAUUUCACCUCUGUACGUUUUGCAGUCGUCUGCUUUUGAGUACAUUCACUGGCCACGUGAUUAGGUACACCUUACUGUUACCCUUAUUCAUUUUCUGCUUCCUUAAAAAAUCUGCCAAAGUAGCAAGGACUAUACCAGAACAAAACUAAGGUCUGUCUGUCAUAAAUUCAGCAGAAGGGUGUCAGGACUAAACGAGGAUUAAACUGGUCUAAACCGUUUUUUGUUUUUUUUUCCAAACUGAGGCCUUCUUUGAACCUUGUCGUACCUAAUAAACUGGUCAUGCAAGCUGAACAUAUUUUGACGUUAGCUUUGAUGGAAAAGGAGGUAGAACUUGUUGCUUUCAUUUAGCUGUAAAGACUGAAUCUAAGAAUAUAUAAAUGUGUAUAUACUGAACAAAAUGCUUUAGAAACAAACGUUACUGUGGAUCUGUGUAUAUAAGUAAACUCGACUUACAAAAACUAUUGUAAUCAUACUGAGAGUUAACUUGAUAACUUUCAGAGAGGAGAGGAUUGUAAUACACUCGUUUGACCACCUGGUGUUGACAUAGCCGGCUAUAGACACACAAUGGGGUGAAUCCUAUAAGCAAUACGUGUACGUUGAUCUCGUGAAUGACAAAGGUUUAAUGAUUCUUCCUGGCAAAAUCCACUCAUUCAGGUUUACAACAGACAGAAGAAGUUAACUAUCUCAGUUAAUGCUGGAUAUAUAUUUUUUUAACUUUUAUUAUUAAAUUGUGUUAUCCCAUUUUAGAGGUUGGUCAUCUUGAUAGGGGCCUUAAAAAGUGGCCGGAAAGUCAGAAUUUGAAAUAUUUAUUUUACUUAAACUGAACUUGGGAAAGAUUUCAAAAAUAUAAUCGUGUUCUCUCAGCCCCGCCCACUACAGGAAGUGCUGACCAACAAUUAAAGUAUCAGUAAUUUUAGUUUUGACCCACUACCAUGUAAUAUUAUGGCAAGUACUGCGAUACUGAUCUGAUACUAGUACAGUGAUUUCUUAAAUGAAAUGCGUUGAAACUAAGAAUUUGACCUUAUAUAGAGAUUUAUUAUUUUUGACCCCAGUUUAAACAUAUCUAAAAAAUGUAUAUAUUUAAUCAGAUAAAGUAAAAAAUAUUAAUGUUUUUCCAAAAUUCAUCAAAAGAAAUUUAUGUAAACGACUGCAUUUUUUGAGACCUAUAACGUAAGAUGAUUUGCAUGAGAGUAUAUAUGUAGUAUCCAAAUAUCAAUCAUUUGGUUUCAAAAUUUCUCGUUUUUAGUCUCAUUAGCGUACAUCAUUCAUUUGAUAGAACAAAGCUGCGGUCUGCUGCCCUCUUCUGGUCACUUUGCCAUACUAAAAGAAUCACCAUUUUCUCUUGAAAUGGGCAAAGUUAUUAAGAUUGUAAAAUGUAUAGUGCCUUUGUAGAGGUGGAGUUUUAUUUUCAAAUGUUAAACAAUUCAUAAUAGAGAGCCUUUUAAAAUACAUUUGAUUGAAACACAGAAUGACGAAUGAAUACUUGUUUUCUGAGAGUGGUGACUGGGGUUGAGUAGCUGGUUCUAGUCUGGUCCAAACCGCUCAUUAUUAUUUUCAGGAGAGAAGAACAAAGAAUCAUAUUUAAGAAACGAACAUUUCAGAUGGUAAAAACUGUUAUCUCAUCUCACGUAGCUCUUGUGGAGUGGGGCUUUAAGACAAUUCUCACAAACACUCAAUGUAUGUUAAAAUUACACAAACUCUGAAUAUUAAUCAGGACUAGAUGUUCGAAUAAAAUUAGCCAGUGAAUGGGAAGAAAAACAACACUUGAAAAAUGGUUCCAAACAAACUUGCCCGAUCCAUGGAUUUCAAAAUAAUACAAAUAACAUGUUGCAUAGCGAUUAAAGGCGCUGUACCUGAUUUUUACUGUCUUUGAAAUGUAACAAACAGAACUAGCUCAUUUUAAACGGUUUGCAGUGGUCCAGAGUUAUUCCUCACUUACCUUAUACAUUCCGAGCAUGCUAAUUAUUCACAGCUAUGAAUUUAUAAGCGUUUUCACAACCCUCGGAGACUAGAGCGGAGUUUUGCUAUGGCGGUUAAGCUAACAGCAACUAGCAGUCUAACACGCACUUCCUGAUUAUCGAACAAUAAAGAGCUUUAGAUGCAGACAGAACACGGCAAACUUUUUUUCACCUCAAGAGCUGCUUAUACAGUAUAUCUGUACUGGGGUAAGACAAGUUUUUCUCAAAUACGUGGAAAUAAAAAUCAGGUACAGGAACUUGAAAAUGAAAUAUCUUUUGAAGGGGAAAAAGUGCUCAAAAUAUUGCAUAUAACAGGAUAUUGAAAAAGUGAUCUAUAAUAGUUUGGGUUUCAUUAGGUAAUGAGCUAAUCAAAAUUGAAAUUCAGAAUACAUUUUGACUACUGCAUAGUUUUUGUGUUUUAAAUCCAAAUUGUAAUGUUCAAAAAUAAUAACUUUUGUGCUACUUCUGUAAAAUCUAAACGUUUUCAUAACAUUUAAAACUCAAUGCUGGAAAGACAGACACACAGAAAGCUGGAAUAUUUUCAAUUCUCGUUUAUUUUGUCAGACGAUGUAUAUUUUUGGACUGAGUUGUAAGAUAAAAUCGCUUUGUUAGAGUUUAGAGUUUGCUGUAUGUAAAGAGUGGCCUUUCAGAGCCCUGGUGCAUGCUGGGAAAUGCAGUCCAGGACUCACAGAAAGUAGAAUGUUUUUCUUCUUUUGUUUGUUCUAAUCACAGCUGCCUACAGACAUGGGGUACAAAUAUUCAUAUGCAUGGAGUAAUAGUUUUAUAUAUUAUAUUACAGAUAUUUGAGGAUACUUCAGUAAAUUAAUAUGGGCUAAAUGCAGGACUACGUUUUGGAAUAAACUAGAAUUUCAUUGUAACUGUAAAAGUUGUCUGUUUCUUUCUAAGGGGACGGUAAAACGCUAUAGCUGGUUAGCUGUCCUCAAUGUGUCUCCAAAUUUUUACUACAACUACAAAUUAAAGAUGCAAUAUGUAACUUUUCUGAUCGAGUCCUCCACUUGCUUGUCUCCAUGGAGUUGUGAUUGCUUUGCAUAAUGUCUCCUAGUAUUUAUUCUGUGUCAUUAUUAUUGUAAUACUUGCAUGUAUUCUACCUGUGAGGCCACCUCUCCACAGAUCUGAUAUGUAACUUGACUUCCUUGGUUUGAUGAGAUAAGAGUGGAAAAACUCCUAAACGCCUAAAUAUGCAGGGUUUAUGUGUUAAACAAGUGUGAAUGGAAAAAAAAACAACACAAUUCCAGGUAUGUUUUUGAUGAGGAAAUAGCAUAAUUUAGAUCAGAAAAUGCCACAAGAUGGACACUUUAAUGCCAUACUGGGGAACAUUUCAGGCAAAGCUAUAACAUCUCCACGAGCCAGAGAAGUUACACAGUUAAACUUUAAACUUCUCCACGUAUAUGAAUAUUAUGCCUACCUACACCCGAUGUAAGGCUUGCUCUGAUUGGUCAAUGAUGUAAAUGGCUCUUUUUGUGUUAGCAGAGAAGCGGCAUCGAACUCAAAUGUACUUUACAAAUGUACUAUUAAUAAUGAUUGUAUUUUGUUGAACUGGAUGACUGUCUUAUUUUUGUAGCUUUAAACAGAGGACUUCCUGGUUCGGGAGAAGCUGUACUACGAUUGGAUGAGGUUUCAAGAGAGCUGGGUCCUGAGUGGGCCAGGACUUAGGAGAAUGUACAAACGUUAUCUUUGUUCGCUGUGGAAUCCUGUUUUUGAUUAAAUGCUGGACCCUU
This is a messenger RNA of Periophthalmus magnuspinnatus, 7703 nucleotides long. RefSeq names its product MTSS I-BAR domain containing 1 (gene mtss1). Gene Ontology annotation, biological process: cell projection assembly; plasma membrane organization. Gene Ontology annotation, molecular function: phospholipid binding; actin binding. The record is from RefSeq and is a predicted model, not a curated record. Gene Ontology annotation, cellular component: actin cytoskeleton; cytoplasmic side of plasma membrane. The transcript has 13 exons. Bases 605 to 2971 code for a protein of 788 amino acids. Lineage: Eukaryota; Metazoa; Chordata; Actinopteri; Gobiiformes; Gobiidae.